CCUAAUUUCAUUUUUUCUCAAAAGCUUCCAGACACUUUGAGACUCUUCAUCAUUUCUCACUCCGACAUCGAUGGCUAUGUUAUCUCACCGUCUCCGACGAGCUUUACUCACGGCGACUUCCUAUGUUAACCGAUCAAUUUCUCUCUCCCCAGCUUCCAUUUCACCAGCGUCCGAUUUCCAUUCUGUGUCUUCGUCGGUGCUACAGAGAUCUGUUUUAGGUAGAUCGACUGAAGUAGCCACUCGAGCUCCGGCGAGACUGUAUUCGACGAGGCAGCUGAAGCUUUACAAAGAAGGCGAUGAGAUAACGGAAGACACUGUGUUGUUCGAAGGGUGUGAUUAUAAUCACUGGCUUAUCACUAUGGAUUUCCCCAAGGAUGAUCCUAAGUCUCCUGAGGAAAUGGUCGCUACCUAUGAACAAACCUGCGCUCAAGGACUUGGUAUCAGUGUGGAAGAGGCCAAGCAAAGGAUGUAUGCUUGUAGCACAACAACUUACCAAGGUUUUCAGGCAACCAUGACUGAACAAGAAUCAGAAAAAUUCAAGGAUCUACCUGGAGUGGUCUUCAUAUUGCCAGAUUCCUACAUUGAUCCCGUGAACAAAGAGUAUGGAGGAGACAAAUACGAGAAUGGAGUGAUCACACACAGGCCACCACCAGUUCAGAAUACCAGAAUGAGACCCCGUCCUAGGUUUGACCGUUCACCGGGAGGAGGAGGAGGAGGAGGUCCUCAAAACUACCAAAGAAACCCACAGUAUGGUCAGCAACCGCCAAUGCAAGGUGGUGGAGGGAGCUAUGGUUCUCAACAGAGCUAUGGCCCUCCAGGACAAGGUCAGGGAACUCAAGCGCCUCCACCUCCAUAUCAGGCAGGGUACAACCAAGGCCCGAGAUCUCCACCACCUCCGUAUCAGGCAGGUUAUAAUCAAAGCCAGGGAUCUCCAGUGCCUCCAUACCAAGGGCCACAAGGCAGUUAUGGUCAAGGCGGAUCUGGGAACUAUAACCAAGGGCCACAAGGAGGUUACAACCAAGGAGGACCUAGG
Molecule: messenger RNA, 1033 nt
Organism: Camelina sativa (false flax)
Lineage: Eukaryota; Viridiplantae; Streptophyta; Magnoliopsida; Brassicales; Brassicaceae
Source: RefSeq, a predicted model, not a curated record